Oncorhynchus keta (chum salmon) is the source of this 939-nucleotide messenger RNA. RefSeq names its product lactose-binding lectin l-2-like. The record is from RefSeq and is a predicted model, not a curated record. Bases 88 to 780 code for a protein of 230 amino acids. Lineage: Eukaryota; Metazoa; Chordata; Actinopteri; Salmoniformes; Salmonidae. The transcript has 6 exons.
UUGGAACUCAUGAGAGCUGGAUCUAUUUUCAGCCUCCAGCAGUCUCCCACUGCUCUGGGGGAAUGGGAGUCAUAAGACCAGGAGGGAAUGGGGGCGUCUGAACCGGGCCAGCUACAUCCUAAAAAGAUGGAGGGGUCAACAGUGAGAGAUUGGUGGCAUACACAGUACAGACAGUUAUCACAUUACCUUGCCCUGCUGUUUUCUGCUGAGUGUGGCCACACUCCUACAGACCUUCUACUACUCAAAGACCUGACUCAGAAGCUGAACACCCUGAACAACUCCUACGUCCUCCUCUUCCACAAGUACCCAACACUCAACCUGUACAGUCCUGUCACCACCCCCAGUGAGCGUGAGUGCAGGCCGUGCCCAGAGGGAUGGGACUCUUUUGGGGAGAGAUGCUGCCUCUACACCCAGGAGAGACAGAACUGGAUCUCCGGCCAGUACCACUGCUUGUCUGUAGGGGGCAACCUUGCCAUGGUGAAGAGUGAGGAGGAGCAAAUCUUCCCGUGGAAGAGAGCCAAGGAGCUGAGCCAGGGAGACUCCUACUGGAUCGGCCUGAAGAACGGUAACCCAGGCGGGGCUGGCACUGGGUGGACAACUCCCCGGUGGAAAAAGGGUUUUUGGGAUAUUUCUUGGUAUCACGAGCCAGAGAAGGGGGACACCAGAGAGCUGUGUGCCCGGCUGUCGCAAGGAGACAGCCACAGGGCCGUUUGGUACGCCACCAUGUGUAAGAACAGCCUGAAGACCAUCUGUGAGAAGACCCAGGGCACCCUGCAGUGACAUUCCCCUCCUCUCCUCUUCUGACAUAGUGUGAGGUUAGGGUAGCCACAGUCAGUGCAGUAUGAUUGCAUGAAAAAUCCAAUGUGUCUUUUGUGGGCCUAAUUGGUAAUUGUGCAUUGUAUCUACAACUGAAAAUAAAGUUGCCGUAAAAUUGCUAGC